AUGGGAUCCCGUCUGCGAACCGAAGAUGGAAAAGUCGGAUUCUUUCUCAAAGUGUUCAAUGAGCCACAUGGAUCAAGCCCUCGGACUCUGAUCGAGGAACGACACCUUACUGAUGCCAAUAUAUGGUUCAUCGACUUUGCCAACCCAAAGGUUAACAAGACUUGGUAUGCAGAUAUUGAAGGUAUCUUCACUCCAGAUGAGUCAGCGGAUUAUGAUUUCGGCCUAUCUGUGCAUGGCACAGGGCAACUGUUCAUUAACGAGCAGUUGGUGGUGUCGAACAUGGAGAUUCAGAAACCAGGCUCUGCAUUUUUGGGAUCCGGCACUGUCGAAGAAAAGAGUACUAUCCAUCUCGAGCAAGGUCAUCGGUACAAACUGCCUGUACAAUGGGGUAAUGCCGAAACCUCGCAGCUAAUACAGACUGGACUUGUUGACUUUGGCCAAGGUCGCGUACGCAUAGGUUCUGCAGUCAGCUUAUCUCGACUGCAAGCAAUCGCUGAUGUCACCAAACUUGCAGCCGAGCCAAAUUUCAUUGAAGUCCGUUGA
This is a messenger RNA of Exophiala spinifera, 543 nucleotides long. RefSeq lists its product as uncharacterized. The transcript has a single exon. The coding region runs from base 1 to 543 and encodes 180 amino acids. The record is from RefSeq and is a predicted model, not a curated record. NCBI's taxonomy places the organism in Eukaryota, Fungi, Ascomycota, Eurotiomycetes, Chaetothyriales, Herpotrichiellaceae.